Molecule: messenger RNA, 1771 nt
Organism: Scleropages formosus (Asian bonytongue)
Lineage: Eukaryota; Metazoa; Chordata; Actinopteri; Osteoglossiformes; Osteoglossidae
Product: Krueppel-like factor 15
Exons: 3
Coding region: 252-1571 (439 amino acids)
Biological process (GO): regulation of transcription by RNA polymerase II
Molecular function (GO): RNA polymerase II cis-regulatory region sequence-specific DNA binding; DNA-binding transcription factor activity, RNA polymerase II-specific
Source: RefSeq, a predicted model, not a curated record
CUACUGGAGCGCAGCGCGAGGCGAGAAGCGCCGCCUGGGAUCGCGAUGAGAAGCGGCUCUCAAGUGGCAACUGGCAGCGCUCGCGGCGCACGUUGGUGAUCGUGCACGCGCCUGACGUUCUCCUUUGGAAUAACGGAUUUCGAUCAGGAAGAAGAAAGAAGAGGAAAAGAAUCUAGAUCUGUGCAGACAGCAAGUCGUAAGACCCCGGACGCAGAGAGGAGACCGAAGAGUUUUAGUCGGCUUGGCCAGGAAUGGUGGAUCACUUACGAGCAAGCGAGGAGAUCUUUCUGUCCUAUGCAGGCUCCCCACCCACACACCAGAUGUUGGACAUGGUGACCAACACGGGGAGCUACCCGAUGCUGGCCUCGCCUUUCUCUGAGGAUGAUCUGAGUGACUCGUCCAGUCCGCGCUCCUGCUCCAGCCCAGAGUCUCAGGUGCUCAGCUCCAGCUAUGGCAGCAGUUCCAGCACUGAGAGCCAGGACAGCAUCCUGGACUUCCUGCUCUCUCAGACCUCCCUUGGCUGCAGCUCCACGGCUCCUCUCUCGGGCGUCCUGUGGGGGUCACGGAGAGACUCCGGUCCGCAGCCUGUGAAGGAGGAGAGCUUCGAGUUCCCCAUCUUCACAGCUGACAUGGAGGACCAGGAGGGGCUCUUCCAGCCCACCCUGGAAGAAAUAGAGGAGUUCCUUGAGGAGAACAUGGAGGUGGUGGCACUGAAGCAGGAGGUGGGCGAAGAGGCAGCUUUGGAGGUGCGAGGCCAGAUAUCAGUGGUAUCGGAUAGUGAAGCUCAGCUAACAGACCAAACGGUGCCAAGUUUUAAUGACACCCUCACAGCAGGUUCAAAUACCAAAGGUAUGCAGAAGGUGCACGAGUCAGGUCUGGUGUCCUGCAGUGAGAUGAAGGCGCAGGAGGUCUCCUCCAAGCCAGUGACAGUGGAUGGUGGUGGGGUUCCGGUCAUCCUGCAAAUUCAGCCGAUUCAGAUCAAACAAGAACAGAAGUCCAGCACAUCCCCAGUCCAGGUUCCUCAGCCUACCCAGCCUGCCUCUGACAUUAAAAUUGCCCAGCUGUUGGUCAACAUUCAAGGACAGACCUUUGCCCUGGUGCCCCAGGUAAUGCCCUCUACCAGCCUCAAUGUGUCCUCCAAGUUCGUCCGCAUUGCCCCGGUCCCCAUUGCGGCCAAGCCUAUGGGGCAUGAAGACAGUGGGGCAGGGGGCCAGGCUGCAGGCCUUCUUUCUGGGAGCCAGAAGUUCCAAAAGAACCCAGUUGCGGACCUUAUAAAAAUGCACAAAUGCACUUUUCCUGGAUGCACCAAGAUGUACACCAAGAGCAGUCACCUGAAGGCCCACCUGAGGAGGCACACUGGGGAGAAGCCCUUUGCAUGCACUUGGGCGGGUUGUGGAUGGAGGUUCUCUCGAUCAGAUGAGCUCUCUCGUCACCGACGUUCCCACUCCGGCGUGAAGCCCUAUCAGUGUCCUGCCUGUGACAAGAAAUUUGCCCGCAGCGACCACCUGUCCAAACACAUCAAGGUGCACCGCUUCCCGCGCGGCAGUAGGACAUUGCGGGCCACCAACUGACCCCGAGUACUGUGGCUGAGGGAGGGGGCACGCAACAUGUGCCCUAAUGUCCACGUGUGGGUCUGUGUCAAUGAGCGUUGACAUGGCACAGUUACGGUACUGUCGUAAUUUAUUGUUUGAGGCAAAAAAAUAAUAGACGAAACGAACGGCAAACAAAAACUGUUACUUGAUACUACGUCCAUUUGGAUGUUCUGAGCUUC